This is a messenger RNA of Haemorhous mexicanus (house finch), 3210 nucleotides long. Its product is annotated as leukotriene C4 synthase-like. Gene Ontology annotation, molecular function: enzyme activator activity; glutathione peroxidase activity; glutathione transferase activity. Gene Ontology annotation, biological process: leukotriene biosynthetic process. The record is from RefSeq and is a predicted model, not a curated record. Gene Ontology annotation, cellular component: endoplasmic reticulum; membrane; nuclear envelope. Bases 2383 to 2841 code for a protein of 152 amino acids. The transcript has 5 exons. NCBI's taxonomy places the organism in Eukaryota, Metazoa, Chordata, Aves, Passeriformes, Fringillidae.
AGGCUAAAAUUCUGCUGCUGUGUCUUACAAUUCUUAUGGUUUCAGAAAGUCCAUUUAAACAGGCCAGAACUGGAUAAAGGGGCCUUAGAAAAUGUAACUUUGAAAAUCAGGCUUUAUGCUACUCCCACUGCUUCUGGGCUUUGGUGGGUUUUUUUUUUUUUCCUGGAAUGCAUUGUAGGCCUUAAGCUGGGAAAUUCAGCUGCAGAGGUGGUUGUUAAUAGUGAAAACGAUGUUAAUAACGACCUCGCAUGCAAAACUGUAGAGUUCCAAAAUAUGCCAAUUCCCUCAGAAUAACAGCCUUUAGAGGUUCAAACUGAUUUCCUCAAGACUUGUCUGAUGCAGGCACAUGGCACACACAGAAUCCGGCUGAGAUGGGGACACGUGCUGCAAGCAGGAGCUGAUGUUUCUGAACAAGGAACAAAGUACUGGCAGCAGUGUGUGUAGAGGUCUUGGCUUAAGGCUGCUAAAGUCUCAUAGGCACUGCCCAGCUUCAGACAUUGAUGGGUCAUUCUGCAAGCUUUGCAGUUGGUGUCAUUGUGUAGUUGGGUUUGCAGCCCCAGCUCAGCCUCCAGGUUUCCUCUCAGCGUCCUGACUUACUGGAGUAUAUUUUUCAUGUAUUCCUACUCUACAAGUUUUGUGUUCUGUUUGGAAGAGGAGGAGACCUGUGACUUCAGAAGUUUAUGAAGAACCAAAUGUAACAAUCAGUAGCAGUACCAGAAUCAGCUGCUUUCAGCCCAUGGGGAACCAUGAAGUUACAUUAAUUUUUGCUUUAUUGUCUCAUUAAAAAUGCAUUUUGGUUAUUGUUCAGUGAAACAGAAAUUUCCCAAGCCAUCCCCCACUGAAAUGGCAUCUGUGGUUUUCAAAAGAUUUUAAGGAGUCCAUGGCAGCUUGUCACAAACCUUUGCUCAGAAACUGAUUUUUAUUUUCUUGAUGCCAGUGUUUUUCCUGAGAGUAAUGGAAAUCUGUAAUGAAAGUUUUCUCAAGCCUGCAUUGUUUGUUGAAAUAUGUUGUAAGGAUACCCUGGUGGCAUUUCCCCUCUGACUUCUACAUUGGACACCACAGAUGAAAUCUUUGGUCACCAAUAAGUUCAGUUAAGGUUAACUUUUAGGUUUUAGUUCUAUUUAGUUUGAGUCUGCUGUACCUUGGAGAGUCUGAAGUCACAUCAUAUGAGUGUUUUUUAGAGAAGGGGAGUGGUUUUGCUAUUCUACAUGUGUGGUUAUACAUAAAAAGUGUAACAUUGGAUAUUUGAUUGAUUAACUGAAUUUUCAACUUGGUGUGCUGUCACAAUGGGGUUUUGAAGCAAUGAAGAGCUAAACUAGAAAAAAAUUGCUGUGUUGCUCUUGGGAGAAACUGCAGGUCUGGUACAUGCACAAAUUCUGUAGUGAGGGUUUGUGUGUGUGACUCAACAGAGAGAAAUGCAAUGGCUCAACCACAAACAUUAAGGGAAAACCUUCCUCCUCUUUGAUUUAAAAAAUUUUAAAGUCAGAGUAGUCAUCCAUAUAGAGCUGCUCAAGAGCAUAAGGUAACUUUUUGAACUGAUGCCGAUUUUACCUUUGUGGAGUGGGGAGAAAAGUUAUUUAGGGCUAAAACAUUGCUGGUUUUCAAAUUUUACAUUUUACAAUUAUGACUCUGAUGUCAGCGUAACAUUUCUCAGGGUCUAUGUUUCGACAUCCUCUGCUCCUUUCAGAACUGAGAACUUAUAUUUUGUAUGUUAGCCAGGGAAAGGUUUGUAUUGCUUAAAAUCUUCAGAAAACUGUUAAGGGUGAGUGAGUGCUAGAAAAGAACUGUGCUCCUCUUAGGUAAACUGAAGAGUAGUAAUUAGUAGGAUAAAGUAUCUGAAUGUUCUGUUAAAUCACAGAAUCUGGUAACAGAAUUAAGUUAUUCCAGCUGGAGUGUAUCAAAUCUUUCAUGUGGUCAACUCCACUACGUGCAAUAAGAGCAGAAGGUCAAGUCAUUAAUUUGUAAGGGCUUGUUAAUAAUUUUUACAACCUUGCACAUAAUUGAGAUGCUUCAGAGCUCAUUAAAACAAGCAACAAAAGGGCUGGAAAGAAUUCCAUCAUUUUCCAUUGCCAGCAACAUAUAAUUCAAUAAUGGCAUAAAGUCUGUAAAUGUCAUUAGAAGAAUUUCACAGUUUGCUCAUGUGAAAUUCUUCCCUGCUCUAUUGUUCAGCAAAAGGCACUUGGCUAAAUGGAACAGACAUUUUCUGGUGGGUGGCUGCUUUGGAAAAUCACGUGGUGUGGAGAGAGUUAAGGUGAGUUAAGGUGUGGUGGAGGAAAUGCCUGUGCUCAAAGGCAGCUCUCUGGAAGUGCGUGGUGGUGGGAGAGAGUGUUGGGACAGCUGUACCCAGCACAUCGGGCUGGGGUUUGCUCCACAGUCAGCAGCAUGAGAGAUCAAAUAGACCUGCUGGCCACAGUCACAGUUCUGGGGGUCCUGGAGCAAGCCUAUUUUGCAAUGCAGGUGAUCCACGCCCGUCGGAAGUACAAGGUUUCCCCUCCCCAAACAACAGGUCACCCUGAAUUUGAGCGGACCUUCAGAGCUCAGGCAAACUGCUCAGAGUACUUCCCAAUCUUCAUUUCCCUCCUCUGGGUUGCUGGAAUCUUCUUCCAUCAAGGUGUGACUGCAGUGUGUGGGCUGCUGUACCUCUACACCCGCCUCAGGUACUUCCAGGGCUACGCUGGGGCUGCACAGGGACGGUUGGGACCACUGUAUGCCAGUGCCUGGCUGCUCUGGGCGCUGCUGGGGCUGGCACUGGCUGGGCUCCUGGCACACUUCCUGAGGCCCAGCUCCUCCACAGGGAUGGCAGCACUGGUGUGGCCUCUCCAGCUCCAUGGUGCCUGGUGAGGGGGGCCACAGCUCCCCCAAAACCCACUGUUUGCCCCUGGGACAGGGGAGCCAGUCAUGUGGCACCAUCAGAGAGAGAAUAUUUCCCUGGCUGCAUUCCCUGCUGAAGGGACAUGUAUGCUGGCACUCCUCUGCUCUUCAGAGAUAAUUUCCCUUCUAGAAAGCAAAUGCUUUCCAGCCCCUGCCCCUGCUGAGAAGCUUCACUGCUGGGCUUUGUAGCACUGUCUGCUCUAAAAUGACUCUGGCUCUGCCUCAUGGAGCACAGACUGACCCACAUGCUGUCGUCUCUCCUCCUUACUGCUGUAAUGAUCUGUGUUGAAGAAUCACACGAUGGAUAUAAAAAAAAUAAAUUCUUUUUCUCACUAGAAA